UUGUUGGUGGAAAAUUUAGAAAUUCAAAAUUUGAAGGUGUGGAGUGUGGACUGUGGAGUGGUGGUAUCGCCAGGUUAAACAUAACUGGAGAAGAGGUUAAAAACAAGGUUUAGAUAAGAAACAAAGUUAAGCACUUCAUCAAAAUCAAAAUUCAAAAAUAAUUAGUAGAAAAAUAGUGGUAGAUCGAUUAUUUUUUUAUUUUCUCUCUUCCCCCUCGGUUCCACCAUUUCCAUCCACUCGCACUCUUCGCGAGUUCUCGUUCUCCCCCUCUCCUACUUCUUUCUCUCUCUAGAUUCACGGAAUCCUGUAUAUCUUUCUCCAAACACUUUUCCAGUUCCCUAAAUUUUGCCCUAGGGUGAAGUUAUAUCUUCACGAGGCGCCAAUAUUUGGUGGUGGGAGGCAGCGGCGACUGAAUCACGGUGGAUCUGAAACUAGAAGGAGGAAGAAGCAAGAUGAGCGCGGAUCUGGUGGCGGAGAACACACAUGGGAAUCUGGACGAGCAGAUUGCCCAGCUCAAUCAGUGCAAGCCUUUAUCAGAGCCCGAGGUUAGGGCCUUGUGCGAGAAGGCUAAGGAGAUACUAAUGGAGGAAAGUAAUGUUCAGCCAGUGAAAAGCCCUGUGACGAUUUGUGGUGAUAUUCACGGUCAAUUUCAUGAUCUUGCCGAACUAUUCCGCAUUGGAGGGAAGUGUCCAGACACAAACUAUCUAUUCAUGGGAGAUUAUGUUGAUCGUGGGUACUAUUCGGUGGAAACUGUAACUCUAUUAGUGGCUCUGAAAGUGCGGUAUCCUCAACGUAUCACUAUUCUCAGAGGGAACCAUGAAAGUCGACAGAUUACUCAAGUAUAUGGUUUUUAUGAUGAAUGUCUGCGCAAGUAUGGAAAUGCUAAUGUUUGGAAGAUAUUCACCGAUCUGUUUGAUUAUUUUCCCCUGACCGCAUUGGUUGAAUCCGAAAUAUUUUGUCUGCACGGUGGUUUGUCCCCGUCAGUUGAGACCCUUGACAAUAUAAGAAACUUCGAUCGUGUUCAAGAAGUUCCACAUGAAGGUCCGAUGUGUGAUCUUUUGUGGUCUGAUCCUGAUGAUCGUUGUGGUUGGGGUAUAUCUCCUCGUGGCGCUGGAUACACUUUUGGGCAGGACAUAUCAGAGCAAUUCAACCACAGCAACAAUUUAAAACUAAUUGCUAGAGCUCAUCAACUGGUUAUGGAAGGAUAUAACUGGGCCCAUGAACAAAAGGUUGUCACUAUUUUUAGUGCACCAAAUUAUUGUUAUCGCUGUGGAAAUAUGGCAUCCAUUUUGGAAGUUGAUGAUUGCAGGGAGCAUACAUUUAUCCAGGUUUUGCCUCAAUUCUCAUGCAGUCUGUCCCAAUUUGCCUUCUCUUUCUUUAUCGUCACCUAUAAUCUCCAGAUUGGUGCUAUAGCAGUUAAUUGAUGAGUGCCUUGUGAGUUUAUCUCUGUAGUUUGAGCCAGCUCCAAGGAGGGGAGAACCUGAUGUAACUCGGAGGACACCCGACUAUUUCUUGUAGCUCUGAUGCUUGCAAACUCUAUGGUCUAUAUGAUGUGUCAAUUUGGGGUGCUUGCAUGGUCGUUGCCUGAGAUUCGAGGUUCAAGUAAUUCAGCCUUAUUUGUAGGUGGUGCAAGUGGGAAGCUCCAUUGCAAGAUUGAGAGGCUCCUAGUCUUAAAAGUUAUAUUCUAACCUAUCUUAGGGUGUAGAGGUUGGGAAGUUAGAAUGUGGGGAUGUGCUUCUGUGUAUCAUGUUCUAUAAUUUUUUGAUGUGAUGUUCCCCAUUUCUACUCUUAAUUAUCUUUUAUUUUUCCAUUUAUCCUUUGAAUCACUGCCAUUUGGAGGACAUGUGUGUUUGUCGAACUAAUGCAGAAUUUCUGUCAAUUUAAUCCUUUCCCUUUUGUUGAUUGGAAA
Messenger RNA from Salvia miltiorrhiza (redroot sage), 1909 nucleotides. RefSeq names its product serine/threonine-protein phosphatase PP2A-2 catalytic subunit-like. The coding region runs from base 453 to 1424 and encodes 323 amino acids. Gene Ontology annotation, biological process: peptidyl-serine dephosphorylation; mitotic cell cycle. The transcript is spliced from 10 exons. Gene Ontology annotation, cellular component: cytosol. Lineage: Eukaryota; Viridiplantae; Streptophyta; Magnoliopsida; Lamiales; Lamiaceae. The record is from RefSeq and is a predicted model, not a curated record. Gene Ontology annotation, molecular function: protein serine/threonine phosphatase activity.